GGUUGGGAAAGGGAGCAGCGAUGUACAGCAGCUGGUUCCUGAAUGGCCUCCUCUGGCUCCAGCUCUCAAUGCUCCCCAGCUCCCAGUCCGUGCCAGCCCCGAGCUGGGACACCAUUGACUCUCGGCCCCUGCCCCCCUGGUAUGACCAAGCUAAGUUUGGCAUCUUUAUUCACUGGGGAGUGUUCUCAGUGCCCAGCUUCGGCAGUGAGUGGUUCUGGUACUACUGGCAGAAAGAGAAGUUGAAGCCCUAUGUUGAGUUUAUGGAGAAAAAUUAUCCUCCUGGAUUUACUUACGCAGACUUUGCCCCCAUGUUCUCUGCUUCCUUCUUCAACGCAACCGAAUGGGCUGAACUACUGAGUGCCUCAGGGGCCAAGUAUGUAGUUCUGACCUCUAAACACCAUGAAGGCUUUACGCUGUGGGGAUCAAAGUACUCAUGGAAUUGGAAUGCGGUUGACUCGGGUCCUCACCGUGACCUUGUUGGAGAGCUGGCCAUUGCAGUCAGAAACCAGACAAAGCUGAGAUUUGGCUUGUACCAUUCUCUCUUCGAAUGGUUUAACCCGGACUUCCUGGAAGAUGCUGCCAAUGUGUUCACAACCAACAAGUUCCCCACGACCAAAAGCUUACCUGAGCUGUACGAAAUUGUGAACAAAUACCAGCCAGAAAUCCUCUGGUCCGAUGGAGAUGGUAAUGCACCCGACACCUACUGGAACAGCACUGGCUUCCUGGAUUGGCUCUAUAACCACAGCCCAGUCGGGAAGACAGUUGUAACUAAUGACCGCUGGGGAUAUGGCACAAUCUGUAAACAUGGUGGAUACUAUACAUGUACUGAUCGCUAUAACCCAGGCCACCUGCUGGCCCACAAGUGGGAGAAUUGCAUGACCAUAGACCGGAAAUCCUGGGGAUACAGAAGAGACGCAAAACUCAGUGAUUAUCUUUCAAUAGAAGAACUGGUGAAGACCCUGGUUGAGACUGUCUCCUGUGGAGGGAACCUUUUGAUGAAUAUUGGCCCCACUCAUGAUGGACGCAUCCUCCCCAUCUUUGAGGAGCGGCUGAGGCAGACGGGGCAGUGGCUCCAAGUAAAUGGGGAAGCAAUAUAUGAUACAAAGACCUGGAGAGCGCAGAAUGACAGCAUCACUCCUGGAGUCUGGUAUACGUCCUCAGCAGAGAAAGGGGUGGUUUACGCAAUAUUCCUCACCUGGCCGAAACUGGGAUUUCUCACCCUUGGAGCUCCCCAAGUUACUACAGGAACAAAGGUAACCCUCAUUGGAUACUCCAAACCCCUGCAAUGGGAGAAGAUUGGAGAUCAGGGACUGGUGGUGCAAAUGCCUGAAGUCAGCAGUGAACAACUGCCCUGUCAAUGGGCCUGGAGCCUGAAACUCAGUGAUACAGCUUGAUGAGCUGAGCAGGGCCAAUUUACAGUUUUCAGUGAUUUCUACACUGUCUGGCUGUCUCACCAAUUGACACUCAGCAUUGCUUUGUGUUCUUGCUUGUUUUGUUUAAUUUUUUUAAUUUUGGAAAUGAGAAAUUUCAGUUCCUGAAAAAUGUUUUGGAUUGACCUGAUGUAGAAAGUGAUUUUGUUGGUGUGUGUCAAGGCUGAUGUAUGAUUAAUUACUUUUAAACAUUUUGCCCUUGUUCUUAUCUGUGAAGCUGUAAAACACCGAUGCUGUUUGAACUCGGUUCCAAACCAAAGAUGUUAGAAGCCAUCUGUCUGGUGAUUCUGUUGCUGCUUACCUUGAUGUGAGGUCUCCUGCCUUAGUUUGUAGUCAUUCAACGUGGGCCUGAUACAAGCAGGUGAAGGGCUAAUUGCAUUGUCUGGGUGCGUAAUCAUGGGUGAGUGCUAUGGUCAGAGGGAUUGGUGCUUUGGGGUGAAAUUUCAUCAUGAACAAUAGUUUAAAAUGAGUGAGUGUGGAUUGGCUGUUUGUUAUUGGCCUGCACAAUGCCCAGUGCCAUUCCCAGGAUGGUGUAUGACAGAUUACUUCAUGCCAAAUCAACGUGGUGUAAUUUGCACUCCAUUAAUUGCUGGUUCAGUAACUGCGUAAAUGAACAUCACAGAAUCCUUAUAGUGCAGAAAGAAGCCAUUCAACCUAUCAAGUCUGCACUGACCCUCUGAACAGUGUCACAGCCUCCACCCUAUCCCCACAUUUUCCUUGAUUAACCACCAAUCCUGCACCUCCCUGGAUACUACAGGCAAUUCAGCAUGGCCAAUGCACCUAACCUGCUCGUCUUUGGACUGUGGAAGGAAACUGGAGGAAAUUCACACAGACAUGGGGAGAACAUGCAAGCCCCAUGCAGACAGUCACCCAAGGCUGGGAUUGAACCCAGGUCCCUGCCGCUGUGAGGCAGUGAGUGCUAACCACUGAGCCACACAUAUAGCACUUUUUGUAAAUGCCCCAAUGUUCCAAGCACAAUCAGUAAAGACCUGGUGCCAAGUUGUAAACUGAGAUGUGAAGAUCAGCAAUAUGAAGACAAAGUGGAGAGCUGCGGGCUGGUAUUCCAAAUUCCAUUGCUCAGGCAGGAUCUGCACGGAAGACCAGAAUAAGGAGGAGUGCAGAGGGCUCAGAGGGUCGUGGGCUGAAGGAGAUUACAGAGAUAGAGCGAGGAAAGGCUGAGAAGGAAUUUGGAAACAAGGGUGAGGAUUUAAAACUGAGCUGUGCCAGACUGGAGGAGUGAUUGGAGAUGAUGGAGAACAGGACUUGGAGCAGGCUGGGAUACCGAUACCGAUAGCAGUGUUCCGGACAGAAGAUGAGCAUCCAGCCAGGCAAACAUUGGAAAAAUAAUCUCUGGAGCUGGGAAAAGAUAAAAUGUAGAUUUUAGCAGGAGGUGAGGUGAGGCAGGGAAGGACUUGGGAGUUGGAAAUUAUACAAAUUUUCAUGGAGAUUUGGUUGGAGUCAAAUUAAAUUAAAAUGAAUGCUGUGUAAAUAAAGUGUUUAGUUGUUAUCACUUUUGAACACAGGUAUUUUGUAACUGUGUUGGUUGUUUAAUGCUGUGGUUAAAAGUAAUUGAAAUCUGCAUUAUUUUAGGAGAUUAUAAAAAUGGGAUGCUACAUUGCACAGUGACCUCCCAAUUUAAAGAUUUGGACUGGUUUCACAUCCGAGUGCGUUUCUAUAAUCUGGGUAUAUCCCUGUUCUGAUAAUUGUCAGGGUUUGCCUUUAAGGAUUGUGUUGUUCUCAACAGUAAUUCAUAUUUGUAUCCUUCCUUUAAUGCAAUAAAAAAAGUA
Stegostoma tigrinum is the source of this 3217-nucleotide messenger RNA. RefSeq names its product alpha-L-fucosidase 2 (gene fuca2). Gene Ontology annotation, biological process: glycoside catabolic process; fucose metabolic process. Gene Ontology annotation, cellular component: lysosome. Bases 21 to 1394 code for a protein of 457 amino acids. The transcript has 7 exons. NCBI's taxonomy places the organism in Eukaryota, Metazoa, Chordata, Chondrichthyes, Orectolobiformes, Stegostomatidae. Gene Ontology annotation, molecular function: alpha-L-fucosidase activity. The record is from RefSeq and is a predicted model, not a curated record.